This is a messenger RNA of Exophiala oligosperma, 1051 nucleotides long. RefSeq lists its product as hypothetical. Gene Ontology annotation, cellular component: cytoplasm; nucleus. The record is from RefSeq and is a predicted model, not a curated record. Bases 258 to 947 code for a protein of 229 amino acids. Gene Ontology annotation, molecular function: RNA endonuclease activity; sequence-specific DNA binding; RNA binding. NCBI's taxonomy places the organism in Eukaryota, Fungi, Ascomycota, Eurotiomycetes, Chaetothyriales, Herpotrichiellaceae. The transcript has 3 exons.
CAUCGCGCGUCUGCUUUUUGACUGCUGAAAAUUUACAGUCCACAGAUGGCCGGACAGAAGAGACGACACGACGGCAUGGAAAUCGACACACAACAGACCUCGUCGCCAUACAUCCCGAUAUUCGAAACUUUUCGGACCGAGUUGGACGAACACCAUGAUCGGAGGGAGAGGAUCAUCAAGGUAUCGAGAGACGUCACGGCUCAGAGUAAGAAAAUAAUAUUCGCAUUACAAAGUUCAUUGACCUUAUAUGGAGUACGAUGAGUUAUCUAGCAAAGUUUGAGUAUCUGACAUGGUCAUUCUCUUCUUGUAGAGCCCGCGAAAUCAACCGCCCAAUACACGCCAGCAUAUCAAAAACCACCACACCAAUGUACACCACCAUCCGCGACCUGUUGCAGUCCAUUGUACCCGACUUACAAGGUCUGAAUGCGCAGCGGUACAGAGGAAACAUCUCGGGUGGGAUCCAAGAAUACAUGGAAGCCGUCUUGUUUCACCAUUACCUCGAACGUCGGACCUUGUUGGGAUUUGAAGACGCCCAGGGACGCCUGCCCGAAGGUGUGUUGCUCACGUACGAGGACUACGCGCUCGGGGUUUUCGAUAUGACCGGUGAGCUGAUGAGGUUCGCCAUCACGUACCUCGCGACCAACGGACAAUUACCUGGUGUGAGCGGUGGCGGCGGCGGCGACGGUGACGGUGACGGUGGUGACGGGGGUGACGGGUCGAUCCUGGCCGAUCUGCAACUCCUGAGGAGUGAGUUGGAGCAACUCGACGCGAGUGGUAGUUAUUCGCUCAACAAGGAGUUUGCGAUGAAGAUGAAGACCACGAGGGCGAGUGUGGAGAAGGUCGAGAAUGGAGUGUAUAGUAUGAUUGUUAGGGGGAAAGAGAGGCCAAAGGGAUGGAGGCCGGAUCUGGGUGAGGAUCGGGAGAGGCAGGAGGUCGAGAGUUAUUGAUUUGUGUUCCUCGUCUUGCUGACAAGAACUAAGAUACCUCGACUGUGAGGCCGUCACUUUUGUUAUGAUCAAGACCAGCAAGGUUGAUGAUUUCAGAUCACAUC